AUGCCAGGAGGCGAAGGAUUCGGCGGAAACAAGAAGAAGGAUGAUAAGAAGAAAGAAAAGCCAAAGUAUGAGCCACCUGUAGAGUCUAAAUUUGGAAAGAAGAAGAGAAAGGGACCAGACACCGCAGUUAAACUCCCUGCUGUGUACCCUAACACAAGAUGUAAGUUGAAAUUGUUGAAACUUGAAAGAAUCAAGGAUCAUUUAUUGUUAGAAGAGGAAUUUGUCACCAAUCAAGAAGCUUUUCAACCUACUGAGGCUAAACAAGCAGAAGAACGUGAAAAGGUUGACGAGUUAAGAGGUUACCCCAUGCUGAUUGGUACCCUAGAAGAAAUAAUCGAUGACGAUCAUGCUAUAGUUUCAUCUACUGCAGGACCUGAGUACUACGUGUCAAUAAUGUCUUUUGUGGAUAAGGGACUUUUAGAACCAGGAUGUUCGGUCUUGUUGCACCACAAGACUGUUUCCAUUGUUGGUGUAUUACAGGAUGAUGCAGAUCCAAUGGUUUCCGUUAUGAAAUUAGAUAAGUCACCCACAGAGCUGUACGCCGACAUCGGAGGAUUAGAAUCACAAAUACAAGAAAUCAAGGAGGCUGUCGAACUUCCCUUAACACAUCCAGAAUUAUAUGAAGAAAUGGGUAUAAAACCACCUAAGGGUGUUAUUUUGUAUGGUGCCCCCGGUACUGGUAAGACCUUGUUAGCCAAGGCAGUUGCAAAUCAAACAAGCGCAACAUUCUUGAGAAUUGUGGGCUCCGAGUUGAUUCAAAAAUACCUUGGUGAUGGUCCAAGAUUGUGUAGACAAAUCUUUCAAAUUGCAGCUGAACAUGCGCCAUCAAUUGUCUUCAUUGACGAAAUUGAUGCCAUUGGUACCAAGAGAUACGAGUCCACAUCCGGUGGUGAAAGAGAAAUUCAAAGAACAAUGUUGGAAUUGCUUAACCAGUUGGAUGGAUUCGACGAUAGAGGUGAUAUUAAGGUCAUUAUGGCUACAAACAAGAUUGAAAGUUUGGACCCAGCUUUAAUUAGACCUGGUAGAAUUGAUAGAAAGAUUUUAUUUGAAAACCCAGACGGGAACACAAAGAAGAAGAUUUUAGGAAUUCACACUUCUAAGAUGAGUUUAGCUCCAGAUGUUAACUUAGAUGAAUUUAUUACUGCUAAGGAUGAAUUGUCUGGUGCUGAUAUCAAGGCUGUUUGCACAGAAGCUGGGUUAUUGGCUUUGAGAGAAAGAAGAAUGCAAGUGAAGGCUGAUGAUUUCAAACAAGCAAAAGAAAGAAUUCUUAAGAAUAAGGUAGAAGAAAAUCUUGAAGGUUUGUAUUUGUGA
Messenger RNA from Dujonia railenensis, 1311 nucleotides. The record is from the annotation of a GenBank genome assembly. NCBI's taxonomy places the organism in Eukaryota, Fungi, Ascomycota, Pichiomycetes, Serinales, Debaryomycetaceae.